AUGCAGACCCCUCUGCUUUCUGCGCCCACUGCGGCCAACUACUCUUCAGACCGCCUGACCAUCGGCGCUGGAGUCGCCAUAUUUCAUGUACGCACCGAGCGAGUCGUCGUCUGCUACCACACACUCGAGAAGUACUGGUUUCUGCCCAAGGGACGCAAGAAUGCGAAUGAGAGCAUCACAACCGCCGCCGAGCGCGAGGGUUUCGAGGAGACUGGGUACCGCAAUCGGCUGUUGCCGAUACCCAUCAUCCACAAGCAGACUGAUCCCGACGCCGGACACGAGCCGUUCGUAACUGAAGCCGUAUGGGUCCAACUGCUCCCUUUGUCUGCGAUCAAGCAGUAUCUGCUGUUCUGGUACAUAGCGGAAACAGUCCCGCAGGAUGUAGAGCUGUCGUAUGAUCGAGAGGUCGGUCAAGACAGCCAGACCGCGCUCCCAUCGCGAGUCUACGUCCCACCCCCGCCCUUCCCGAAGAGACAAACAUUGCAACGACGGAUCGACGAAGAUACCCUGAUUGCUGAGGAUGGCACGCGCAAGACGUAUGAGCCCAAAUGGCACGAGGGAACUGGCGUCAAUGAAGACGAAUCAUACUAUCGCAGCUUUCUGCUGACGGUCGACGACGCGUGCAAGAAGCUGGGUCGAGGAGUCAUGCGGGAUGUGGUUCGUAAGGGUUGGGAGGCCAUUCAACUGCGACAGACGGAGGAGUCAGGCAGCGAAAUUACAAGUCCAUGA
This is a messenger RNA of Dissoconium aciculare CBS 342.82, 729 nucleotides long. RefSeq lists its product as uncharacterized. Gene Ontology annotation, molecular function: hydrolase activity. Lineage: Eukaryota; Fungi; Ascomycota; Dothideomycetes; Mycosphaerellales; Dissoconiaceae. The record is from RefSeq and is a predicted model, not a curated record. Bases 1 to 729 code for a protein of 242 amino acids. The transcript has a single exon.